CUGUGUGUGGGAGAGGAGGCAGGACAUGACAGCUCCCCUCUCACUUCUUCAGUGAGCCCUCAGGAGAGAGGAGAAAACGACUGCUUGUGAACUGAAGGCUCACAAUGAACUGAUAAGACCACCAUAGAAGCACCUAUACGAAAACCUAAUCAGCCUAAUCAUGCCGAUAUAGUUUUUACGCUUUAUGUUCAGUUAAGCUCUCUGAGUUGCGGUUAAAAGUGAGCUCGAGUCUGCUAUGGAGGACGCCGUAAGUCAAAAUGAGUCUGAGCACUGACAAUGUUACAAACUUGUGGAAAAAUGGUUCUUCGGAACUCGAGUCUCUCCUGGUCAACUUCACCAACAGUUCUGGGGGAAACCAGUCGGAGCCCGGGGAGGUGGACCUCCGCCGAGCCAUCCCGCUCGGUUUGGUCUUGGGUGCCUUCAUCGUGUUUGCCAUCGUGGGCAACAUCCUCGUUAUUCUCGCCGUAGUGUGCAACAGGCACCUGCGGACCCCCACCAAUUACUUCAUCAUCAACCUGGCCAUGGCUGACCUGCUGCUGGGCACCACGGUGCUGCCGGUGUCGGCCACGCUGGAGAUCCUAGACUACUGGGUGUUCGGCAGGAUCUUCUGUGACAUCUGGGCUGCUGUGGAUGUGCUGUGCUGCACCGCGUCCAUCAUGAGCCUGUGCGUAAUAUCCAUUGACCGCUACAUUGGAGUGAGCCACCCGCUGCAGUACCCGGGUAUCGUGACAGAAAAGCGGGCUCUGCUGGCCAUGCUCGGAGUGUGGGUGCUAUCGGUGGUCAUCUCUAUUGGACCUUUGCUCGGAUGGAAGCAGCCGCCGUCGUCAGACGACACGGUUUGUGCCAUUACGGAGGAGCCGUUUUACGCGCUCUUCUCCUCCCUCGGCUCCUUCUACAUCCCGCUCGCCGUCAUACUGGCAAUGUACUGUCGCGUGUACAUCGUAGCCAAAAGGACCACUAAGAACCUGGAGGCAGGUGUGAUGCGCGAGAGGAUGAACACCAGCGAGCUGACCCUCAGGAUCCACAAGGGCUCGCAGGUGCAGGAGGACCCCGGCACCACGGGAACCCGCAAGGGCCGCGCGCACCAGGCGAGAAGUUCCCUAACUGUAAAACUUCUGAAAUUCUCCCGGGAGAAGAAAGCAGCAAAAACUUUGGGAGUCGUUGUCGGCAUGUUUGUCCUCUGUUGGCUGCCCUUCUUUCUGUCCUUACCCCUAGGGUCUUUUAAUAAGAACCUGCGACCACCAGAGGUCCUCUUCAAAGUCAUCUUCUGGCUGGGCUACUUCAAUAGCUGCCUGAACCCCAUCAUCUACCCCUGUUACAGCCGCGAGUUCAAGCUGGCAUUCAUUCGGAUUCUGAGAUGUCAGUGGCACCAGAGAAAGCGCCCCGGUUGGAGAGCAUACGACUACCGCUCCUCCAACUUCACCUCCUCCGUAAACUCGCGCAAAAGCUCCACAGAUCAAACCCCCGGCUGGAUGAACGGUAGUCAGCGUACUCUGCCGUCCUCAGCCAGCCCCAGCCCCAGCUUCCUGAGCAAGGGCCUGCCUCCUUGCCCCGAGGGGGAUACGCUAUACAUCUGGGGUGCCACGACUCCAACGCCAUCCACACCCAACCUCCUGCCUGGCAGCCCGGCAGACUGCAUGCAGGGGCGGGUAGGAGGGCAGGUGACAGCGGGGAAAGCUCCUGAGGAGACCACAGGAGGAGUCUUCUCCUUUUCAUUUGGGAGCAGUAAAGACAAGGGAGGACUCAAAGACAACAUCAUGCCCGAAGACAAGCUGUGCGCACAAUCAGUAGAUUUCAUCUUCAUCAUGGCGUUUGCUGGGAAAUAUGAGCUUGAAAGUCAAGAGAACUACGUGGAGUUUCUGGAAGCAAUUGGGCUUCUUACUGCCAAGACUGACCACAAAGUGGUGACAGAGGUGGUUCAGGAUGGGAACAACUUCACCUGGACUCAAACCAUCCCGAAUUGGACCUGGUCCAAUAAAUUCUCGGUCGGUCAAGAGUGUGAGUUGACAACAAUGACAGGCUCCACAUUUAAGGCCCCUGUGACCAUGGAAGGUGGGAAGAUUUCAAUCCAGUUUCCUCAAUACAGUUUCACAGCAGAGAUCGUUGAGGGCAAGCUUGUCAUGACUUGUGUAACUGCGGGGGAGAAGGGUGUGACUUUCACCAGAGUUAACAAGAAGGUCUAAAGCGGCGAGACUCAACAUGCUUCAGUGAAAACGAAUGACAGAGCUCACGCCGGUGCUCACCGGAAAAAGAAGAGAAGUGUGACCAUCCAAACUGGGACGCAUGUCAAAAGACUCCCAGCAUGACAUGGCUGACGCCACCUGGUGCCAUCGCUUUACACACAGGGGUGGUGAAAACACACUAAGUACUGUAUUUCUACAUAAUGUUUCAUUGUUUUAAUCUGAAAUUGUUUUAUUCUUGAUUAGCCUUCCUUCCGGUUUUUUAAAAGCAUUUUACAGCUUUUUCCCUGUUUCCCUUUUAGUUUGCUUCAGUUUAAAUUGUGUUUUACACCAGAUUCUUAACUGUGAGGUUCUUGUCUGUGUUCAAAAUCCUCGUUUCCUCAUUUCUGUGUCACAUUUGUGGAGGGCAUGUGUGGGUUUAGUCUGCUCAGCGACUUGCUCAGUGUUGCUUCACCUUGAUUAAGCGAGUGACAAUAAAGUGACAACAAAGCUUCCUCCUCUUUUUCUUGCCUCUUGAGGUGAAGUUACAUCAUCAACUCUCUCACAGAAUGAGUACAAAUGUUUGGCAGGCUAAAACAUGUGGCCUGGACUUACAGUACAGUACAUAUAGUUUUAAAACACACAUUUUAAAAUAGGAUUAUUUGCACAGACGGUUUUUAGCUGUCAGGUUUUAUAUGAUGAUAAUUCCUCACAUUCACCAAUAAGCAAAACAUUUGGAUUUGCCAAAGUGACUGAAAGUACAAAAUACAAAAAAUGUCUCUGAUUUUUAGUCCUAAUGUCUCACAUUCAUUCAACAUAUGAAAUACUGAAAAAUGCAUUAGACAAAAA
This is a messenger RNA of Menidia menidia (Atlantic silverside), 3008 nucleotides long. Lineage: Eukaryota; Metazoa; Chordata; Actinopteri; Atheriniformes; Atherinopsidae. The record is from the annotation of a GenBank genome assembly.